UCUUAACUUAGCCCCACAAUUUCUUCAGUUUUUCUGCUCAGUUAGGUUGGUCUGUUCACCUUCCUUUUCUCACUAUAUUCUCCUUCUCUCGGCCCCAUCAUCCAAACAAAUAUUAAACUCAAACUCUUCUACAUAAACCAAUUAUAUUUCUCUUCAUCUCUCAACAAUAUAAUUUUCUUUUGUUUGGUUCUUGAAAUUUCAUCUUCUUUCAACUCAAUUACAAAUAAUGAAGGCGAUAACGGCCAAAAAUCCCCACGACUCUUCGUUUUCAUUCUCAAGAAGAUACUUCAACUUCAAAAAGAAAAUCAUCGAAAAUGAUCAAGAAGACGAAGAUAACGAUCAAGAAAUCUUAACGUUCAACUCCUCAUCUCAUUUCUCUUCGUCAUUCGACGAAGAUCAUCACCAUCAUCAUGAUCAUGAUCGUCUCACACUGCAACAUAAGAAAAAACUUCCGUUAAUGUCAGUCUCCAAGCUCCGUUCGGCUCUAACAAUCUUCACCAAGAACCGUUCAGCUCACCAACUAAUCGGUACCCUAUUUGGGUACCGCCGCGGACAUGUUCAUUUCGCAUUUCAACAUGACGCGAAGCUGAACCCGCCAUUUUUGAUCGAACUUGCUACACCGACUAGUUUGUUAGUUAGAGAAAUGGCGUCAGGAUUGGUCAGAAUUGCGUUGGAGUGUGAGAAAAAGCCGCAGAAAAAACCAGGGAAGUUACUUGAAGAACCGUUAUGGAGAACUUAUUGUAAUGGUAAAAAAUGUGGAUAUGCAGUGAGACGGGAGUGUGGGGUUGAAGAGUGGAAGGUUUUGAAAGCUGUGGAGCCUAUUUCAAUGGGCGCCGGAGUUUUGCCGGGGAAUGGAGGCGAUCGGUCCGAGUUGGGUGAACUCAUGUAUAUGAGAGCCAGAUUUGAACGAGUUGUUGGGUCGAAAGAUUCAGAAGCGUUUUAUAUGAUGAAUCCUGAUGGGUCUGGCGGUCCUGAACUUAGUGUUUAUUUGCUUAGAGUUUAAAUUAAUUGCUGUUUUUGGGCAAUUCUUAAGUUUUUAGUAUUUUCAGUAAUGUUGAAAAAAUUGGAGGGUUUAAUUAUCCAUGUGUUAUUUUUCCUUAUGGUUAGUGAUCUUUGGGUGAUGGAUUAGAAGGUGGGAGGUGCUUUUGGGGUAUAUUUAUGUAUAGAAUGGUUAUUUAUGAAAUCAUUGGAAUGUAUGAUAUUCCAAUUAUUUUGGAAAAUUAUGCAAUUAAGGAUUAAUAGACGGUUUUAUUAUGUUUAUCAA
Molecule: messenger RNA, 1264 nt
Organism: Mercurialis annua (annual mercury)
Lineage: Eukaryota; Viridiplantae; Streptophyta; Magnoliopsida; Malpighiales; Euphorbiaceae
Product: protein MIZU-KUSSEI 1-like
Exons: 1
Coding region: 227-1003 (258 amino acids)
Biological process (GO): hydrotropism
Source: RefSeq, a predicted model, not a curated record